Micropterus salmoides (largemouth bass) is the source of this 2700-nucleotide messenger RNA. RefSeq names its product gliomedin-like. Gene Ontology annotation, biological process: signal transduction. The record is from RefSeq and is a predicted model, not a curated record. NCBI's taxonomy places the organism in Eukaryota, Metazoa, Chordata, Actinopteri, Centrarchiformes, Centrarchidae. The transcript is spliced from 22 exons. The coding region runs from base 122 to 2647 and encodes 841 amino acids. Gene Ontology annotation, cellular component: cell surface.
GUUGUUUCCCUCUGACGUCUCAUCUGUUUUCUGGCAGGUGUUCAAAUAUGUGCUGUGUGUGCUUGUGAAUUUCAGAGCCCAUAUCACUCUGCGGCUGAGGACCAGGAAACAGGGCACAAACAUGAAGGAGAGGAGUGAAGUUUGUCUGGCGUGGAAAGGGCUGCUGCUGGGGAUGUGUGUGCUGCUGUUCCUGUGCUCAGCAGGUUUAGUGUUCCUGCUGGUUCGACAGAAAGAGCUUACGGAGGAGCUGAUCAGCUUGGACGCACGGCUGCAGGUGCUGUCACAGAGCUGCAGGUUGCAGGCUGGCAUCCUGCCCAUGGACCCCGGAGAAGCUGGAGAGCUGAAGAAGCUCCGUCGCGGAAGAAGGAGCUGGGACGGAGAACCAACGCAAAGCCAAGACCAGAAGGAUAUGCUGAUGCUGAUGACGUACUCCAUGGUUCCAGUCAAAGCCUUCAUAGAGAUGUGUAAUAGCUCCAGAGGAAUGUGUUUAACAGGCCCACCUGGACCACCAGGUUUGCCUGGCAGAGCUGGUUCACCGGGACCACAAGGUGUGCCUGGGCCUAAGGGGAGACGCGGAAAAAGAGGUCCCCCUGGUGAAAAAGGAGAACCAGGACCUAAAGGAGACCCUGGGCCUCCCCAACUGAAAGGCGAGACCUCCAAUGACAUUCUCACUGAAGGUCCUCAAGGUCCAAGGGGUCCACCGGGUCCACCAGGCCCACCGGGUCCACCCUGUCCUGUUUGGUAUUCUAAUGAAGUGAGAAAUAGAGAACACCUGCAUCAAACCGACAUGUUGAUGGAUUCAUCUAAUCUGACACGGGAGGCCGUCAAUGAAACUGACACAAAAAACAUCAGCAGCUCGACAAUUAACCAGACUGAAUCACCAACAUCACAUCCAGCCGAUGAUAGCAGAGACGUACUGAAUAUUACUGACACUAAAAAACUUGUAGACACAAGUGUGGAAUCUAAGUCAGUAUCAGUUCAUCCAGACUACAGCCACGACACCUUGAAUGAUACCAACACAGAGAAUGUUACAGAGGCACCAAUUAAAUUAUUAACUGUGCUACUUUCUCCAGACCGGAUUCAGAACAGUGACACCUUCAAUGGUAGCGGAAACAUUAUUGAUACAUCCAUAAAAAAUGAGUCAGUGUCACCUCGUCCAGACUAUGGUAAUGACACUAGGAUUGAAACCAGCUCACAGACUGUUACAGAGGCUCUAAUUAACUUACCAACAGUUUUACCAACACCACAUCCCGCUCAUGAAGCCAGAGAUGUUUUAAAUAUCACUGACUCUGAGAAACUUCAAGACACAGAUAAGGAAUCUGAGUCAGUAUCAUUUCAUAAAGACUACAGCCAUGACACCCUGAAUGACUCCAGCAAAGAGAACGUUACAGAAGGAGCAAUAACAUUAUUAACUGAAUCACCAUCACCACAUCCUGCCGAUAGAGAGAGUGUUACUGACUCUAAAAAAAUUCUAGACAAAAGAGUGGAAUCUGCAUCAGUUCAUCCAGACUACAGCCACGACACCUUGAAUGAUACCAACACAGAGAAUUUUACAGAGGCACCAAUUAAAUUAUUUACUGCCCUACUUUCUCCUGACCGGAUUCAUAACAGUGAUUACUUCAAUGGCAGCGGAAACAUUAAUCAAACAUCCAUGAAAAGUGUAGUAACUUUAUCAUUUCAUCAAGACGAUAGCCAUGGCCCCUUAAAUGAUACCAAAACAGAGAAUACUACAGAGGCACCAAUUCAAUUAUUAACAGCCUCACUUUCUAUAGACCUGGCUCAAAAGAGGGACGGCGUCAAUAACAGCGGAAACAUUAUUGAUACACCCAUGAAAAGUGACUCUUCAUAUCCACUCCAGAUCACCAACAAGAUCAAUGUGACAACCAAUGUGAGACGGACCAGAAGUGAGUGCAAAAUUAGAAAUAUUAAAUGUUCAGAGAAAGCCACCUCAAUGCAAAGCACUUUUGGAGCCUGGAUGUCCGAUGCAUCCCAGCUGGAUGACGGUCGAUACUGGCUGGCCGAUCAUUUUUCAGGUCGAUUUUUCGAGGAGCACAGGAACAUUUCAACAUUUCAGGAUACAGGCCACAAAAUUAUAGACAUCAACAGGUUCUUCCAGGGUUGUGGUCAUGUUGUGUACAAGCUGUCACUUUACUUUCACAACGCAGGAUCAAACACACUUAUAAAAUUUAACCUGAACACCAGGAGAACAAACACUCUGAUCAUGGCACACAGCAGAUAUCACAGCCUGGCUUAUCUUUUCCGCAACUCAAAGACAUACUUCAAGUUUGCUGUGGAUGAAAAUGGACUGUGGGUAAUUUUUGCAUCAGAUACAGAAGAUAAUACGAUGGCUGCAAAGCUUAACCCUGACACAUUCUCUGUGGAGUCAGUCAUAAACACUCACUACCCAACAACUAAAGCAGGAAAUGCUUUCAUUGUAUGUGGAGUGUUAUAUUUUACAGAUGACAAAGACAGGAAGGUUACAUAUGCUUUUGAUUUAAAGAAAGAGAGUCCUCUGGAUGUAAAUUUUGAUCUAAGGCCAGGUAAUGGCAUCUUGGCUAUGCUGUCAUAUUAUCCCAACAAAAAGCUUUUGUAUAUGUGGGACAACAGCAGUGUAAAAACCUGCAAAGUUAAACUCAAGCUGACCUAAAAAUAACCACAAACCUUGUAAAAAUGAGCAAUAAAAUAAUUUUUAAAAUCUCA